UUAAAAAUGCAUAUGAGAAAUCAUACUGGAGAAAAACCUCACUCUUGUAGGAUAUGUGGAAAAUGUUUUGCACGAUCCAUCAAUCUGAAUGUUCAUAAACGAAGUCAUACAGGAAAGAAACUAAGGCCAUUCUCCUGUGAAAUAUGUGGGAAAUGUUUUUCAAAGUCUGAUGAUUUGAAACGUCAUAUGCAAAUUCACGCAAAACCAUAUACUUGUAAAGUAUGUGAAAAAUGUUUUAAACAAUCAAGUAUGUUGAACAUACAUAUGCGAACCCAUUCAGGUGAUAAGCCUUAUCCCUGUGAGAUAUGCGGCAAAAGUUUUUCACAAUCAAGUAAUUUGUACACACACAUGCGAAUUCAUUCAAAUGAUAAGCCUUAUUCUUGUGAAUUAUGUGACAAAUGUUUUUCACGAUCAAAUGAUGUGAACAGACACAUGCGAAUCCAUACAGUUGAUAAGCCAUACUCAUGUAAGAUAUGUGGCAAAUGUUUUUCACAAUCAAGAUAUUUGAAAACGCACAUGCGAAUCCAUGCAGAUGACAAGCAAUUCAAGACAAUGAUAAGCUCAUGUGAGAUAUGUGGAAAAUGUUUUUCACGACCUUGGAACUUGAAGAGACAUAUGGAAAUUCAUAAUAAGAAGAACAUUAUGGCUGUGAAACAUGUGGAGAGCGAAAAAGAUGUAAAAAAGUCGAUGUGUGAUAUGAAAAGUCAGAAAAUGGGUGCCGAGUGAAAUGGAGUGGUGUGUGACAUGACAAGACAUGAAUAAAUUCUAGAAUCUAGGUCUAAAGUAUGUAAACGUUUAUAGAAGUAGGUAUUCUCGACGACAUGCACGAUUCACGUUUGAGAAGAGCCAGGCUUGUCCUUGCAUGAUGCAAGUUUGAUAUGUGUGAAUGUAUAUUUAUUUGUCACUUUUCUUGGCCAUAUAAACCAAAUAAUACAUUUUGGCAAUUGUGUCUUUAGUUUCCCAUUGUGUA
Molecule: messenger RNA, 970 nt
Organism: Styela clava
Lineage: Eukaryota; Metazoa; Chordata; Ascidiacea; Stolidobranchia; Styelidae
Source: RefSeq, a predicted model, not a curated record